CCAGGAGCACUGCCCAAGUGCCCCCAGAAGAACGAGAGGCAUCGUCCUGGUAGCAACCUUAAGAGGAUUGGACCCAGAGGACCAAAAGAGGAGGAGAGAGGCAAGCCUGCCUCCAAGAAGUCCUCUGGAGCCAGACAGGUCCAGCUCACCCAGGGCCAGAGGGGUGCACAGUUAAUAAUGAGAGCUGUUCAGCUCCCACUGUUAACAGGCACCAUGGAGGUGAGGAAAGCGGCCUCCAAGACCUUGGGAAUCUGCUGGGGCCCUGCAGCAACCCCCGGGAAAAUUUCUUGAAUCCACUACCUCCCUAUUUUGUUCUGAGUCUCCUCCAGGAAGCCCUCCCAGACCACCAUCUAGGCCCUGGAAGCUGCUCAGCCUUGAACUCCCGGCAGGCCCCACCUAUUCUUGGCAGGUCAGUUUUGAGUAAAUCAACUCCCUCAUCUAUUAAAUGGGAGCCUGAGGGCCAACCCAGACAGACAGGAUAAAGUAACUAUGGGUCACUGGCCCCUUCCAAAGGCUUUUCCUCCCAGCUUGUAGGGGGUGCUUAAGGCAGCCCAGGGGUGAGGAAUGAGGCCCUGGGUGGCUGCCUGCAGCCCCCACUGGAAUCUUCCCUGCCCCUCCCUUCCAGAUUAACUGAAACCUGCUAAUUGUGGCAGCCUUCUGCAUGCUCCCCUCCCCCACCGACGAUUCGUCCCUCCUUUUGCCUCCCCUCCCCUCCCCCUUCCAUCCGAAUGAUAAAGGGUCUGGCCCGCCAGACCCGCGGGCCUCAGGCCCUCAGCCCUGCCUCACGCUACAUAGCCCCAUUGCCUUGUGCCGUCCACGGGGCCAGGCCCCUGCCCACGUUGGUUGCCUCCCCUGCAUGGGGCCCUGCAGCAACCCACGCCUGGGGCUUCCUGGGUCGGAGUCGUCAUCGCAGCCCCCCAAGAGGAGGAAGAAGAGAUACCUGCGUCAUGACAAGCCCCCCUACACCUACUUGGCCAUGAUUGCCUUGGUGAUCCAGGCCGCACCCUCCCGCAGGCUGAAGCUGGCCCAGAUCAUCCGUCAGGUCCAGGCUGCAUUCCCCUUCUUCAGGGACGACUACGAGGGCUGGAAGGAUUCCAUCCGCCACAACCUCUCCUCCAACCGAUGCUUCCGCAAGGUGCCUAAAGAUCCUGCGAAACCCCAGGCCAAGGGCAACUUCUGGGCGGUCGACGUGAGCCUGAUCCCGGCCGAGGCGCUGCGGCUGCAGAACACGGCCCUGUGCCGUCGCUGGCAGAGCAGGGGCGUGCGGGGAGCCUUCGCCAAGGACCUGGGCCCCUACGUGCUGCACGGCUGGCCCUACCGGCCGCCCAGUCCUCAGGCGCAGCCCAGUCCUCAGCCACCACCCAGUCCUCAGCAGCCGCCCAGUGAGGGCUUCAGCAUAAAGUCUCUGCUAAGGGACCCCAAGGAGGGGGUGCCACAGAGCAGCCCGGGUCACACAGGAUCUGGGCACAGUGGGGAGAAGGUGGUGCCUGCUCCACCCCUGCGCUCUGAGAGGCCUCUGUGGCCCCUCUGCCCCCUUCCCGGGUCCAAAAAAACAGAUAGGGAGACUAAUUCGCAGGGGGAAACCAGCAGGCCUUCACCCCUCUCCCCUGAGCACAGAGCCUGGCCCCUCCACUUACUGCAGGGUUCCCCAGAUGCUGGGGGACUGUCUGGUGGGAGUCACAGGGCCUCACUUUGGGGGCAGCUGCCCACCUCCUACUUGCCCAUCUACACUCCCAAUGUGGUAAUGCCCUUGGCUCCGCUACCACCCACAUCUUGUCCCCAGUGCCCACCUUCUACUAGCCCAGCCUUCUGGGGGGUGGCCCCUGAAACCCAUGCCCCCCCAGGGCUGCUCUGGGAUCUAGAUGCCCUCUUCCAGGGGGUGCCACCCAACAAGAGCAUCUACGAUGUGUGGGUUAGCCACUCCCAGGAUCCAGCUGCUUCCAGCCCAGGCUGGCUACUCUCCUGGUACAGCCUGUGAGGCCCCCCCCCCCCCCGGGGCAGGGGCUGCUUCCCUCUCCUACCCCUUCCUGCCACCACUGGCUUGUUGGGGAACCAAGGCCAAGAGGACCCAGAGGUGUUCUGUGGCCACAGCAGCUUUGAAACACCAGGCACCAGCGAUGCUGAGAAUCCACAAUAUUUAUUGGACUACCCCACAAAGGUGGUGGUGUGGCUAGGCACCACCCUGGCCCCCAGGGUCCGUCAUGCCUCUCCUACCCCCAGAGGCAAGGCUGGAAAGAGUGGGGACUUUGCUUGCAGUAGCCCCUUCCUGAUCCCACUUUCUCUGACCCUCUCUGUCCGUCCAUCCUUCCUUCCAUCCAUCCAUCACCAUGUGUCACUUCCUCUCCCUGGCUCCACGCUGGGGGAGGGAGAACCUAAUGGUGGCUCCAGCCUGUCCUGUCCUCCCUCAUCUGCCUGGGAAUGAGGUAGCACCUUUUUGGGGAAAAGAAAUCAAUACCCUACUCGUUUUGGGUGGUGGUAGUGGGGAAGAUAACAGUAAAGGAGUAGACAACAUUGUAA
This is a messenger RNA of Acinonyx jubatus (cheetah), 2517 nucleotides long. It is a transcript of the gene FOXH1, whose product is annotated as forkhead box H1. The record is from RefSeq and is a predicted model, not a curated record. Gene Ontology annotation, biological process: regulation of DNA-templated transcription. The transcript has 3 exons. The coding region runs from base 662 to 1978 and encodes 438 amino acids. Lineage: Eukaryota; Metazoa; Chordata; Mammalia; Carnivora; Felidae. Gene Ontology annotation, molecular function: sequence-specific DNA binding; DNA-binding transcription factor activity.